This is a messenger RNA of Puntigrus tetrazona (Sumatra barb), 3036 nucleotides long. It is a transcript of the gene tmem71, whose product is annotated as transmembrane protein 71. Bases 103 to 963 code for a protein of 286 amino acids. NCBI's taxonomy places the organism in Eukaryota, Metazoa, Chordata, Actinopteri, Cypriniformes, Cyprinidae. The record is from RefSeq and is a predicted model, not a curated record. The transcript has 10 exons.
UCUCUCUCUCAGAAGGCGUGGUUCUUCAUGAAUGUCAGUGACACCAUUUGUAGGUAACAGACUCGCAUUCUCCACGGUUUAGGUUUAGCAGCAACGUGAGCCAUGUCUUUCUUCUUUAAAGGAGCGGUUACAAGUUCUCCGGUUAAGACCAGGAGGCAGGAGGCUGAAUAUAUUUGUCACAGUCUUGACGCUUCCCACUUCUCUGACUCCUCCUUCGAGUGUUUCUCCACCAAUCCGCUGACAGGCUCUGUGUGCGUGUGCCGCCGAAGCCCCCGUCUACUGGCCAAUGGUUACUAUGUGCUGACAGAGGACAGUUUCACCACAGAUGACGAGGGUAACGUCACCCUGACUCCCUCACACACCAGCGUCUCAUACAAAGAGAAUCUUGUCCGAAUAUUCAGACGAAAGCGCCGAGCAAAAAGAUCACUGGCCAGCCUUUUUAGUGACAUGAGCCAAUCAUGCCAAUCCUGGUUUGAAGGAAGUGUAUUUAGGAGAUCUGACCCCGUCACUCCCCUCCAGUCAUCAUCAUGGGAGGACAACAGCUAUGAGAUAAGCACACCCAUCAGCUUCGCCUACGAUCCCACAGAUCCUGUUUCCUCCCCUGAUAAAAUGCCUUCUCAGACUCAGCUAGAAGAGGAGGAGCUUCCAUGUGAGUCAUGCUCCGCCCACGAACAAUUCAACCAAUCGGUGAGCGGCCUCCUGGAUGUCCCUCCUCCAUCCAUGUGUCACAUUAAUAGUUAUAGCUCAUCCAGCAAGACGUCAGAAACUGUUUUCUUGAAAGUUCUCCUUCUCAUCCUAACUUUGUGCCUCUGCAUUGCCAUCUCCUCUGGGUGGCUGCUGGGAGGUGUUUCUGCAGCAGUGGCGUUCAUGGUUCUGCUUUCAUCUAUAUGUAUGUCUAAACCUGGAACUGCAGUGCGUUGGAGGAGAGCAAAGACUGAGGAUAUCACCUCCAGGAACGAGUGAGGAGCAAACACACUCACACGCACAGAACUGUGUGAAGCCGUGUCCUGAGGAAGUGAGUGUGCGUGGACACAUCCUGCAUCAGCGUUAGAAAUGAGUUAUUGAUUAUUUUUGUAGCGGUGUUUUCACUGAUCAGCUAAAGAGUUCUGAAUAUAAUAAUCACUGAAGGAGAGUGACAGAACCAGUGAUGGCAGAUGACUGUCACAUUAAAUUUUACAUGCUUAAAAUUGGCAUGCAUUUGUUUAUAGACAUAUAAAUGAAGAAUGAUAACUCAGUAAAUGUUUGAGGAUUUGAUGUUCCUAAACGAAAGACAGGAUUGCAUUAUGAGGGAUUCUUUGAGUCAGUGGAGAUGCCCUGCGUGACAGAGCAUAGAAGUGAAAUGUGUCAGUGGUGUGCGUGAAUGCAUCAGCUUGGCUUGGUUAGGCUCUUCAACAUGGUGACCAGCUUGUCUUGUCAGAUUAUCAGAUUCUAAAAAAUAUUUAAUAUUUAAUAUAAUGUUAUAAUGACUUUGAAGGAUAUCUUUACCUUUUGAGAAGUUGUAGCAGAAGAAGUGCCACUUUAGCUUUGCACAGAUGCCUCAUAUUUGUCAAGUGCCUUUGCUGUACGAAACAGGAAGAGUGUUAUUGCCGUUUGCCUGGGUUAAAAUCGCGUGCUGUGUGAUUUAAGAGGGCUGAAAUUUCAGGCAAAAAGUGCUGCUAAAAAGUGCCACAAUAAUUAGAUUUAUUAUAAAAGCAGUGCACUUAAAAUAGUAUUUUAAUUAGCCCUGUUUACAGGGAAUUAGUGCUGCCAAAGGAGAACAUGUUCUCGAUUUACUGUAUAGUAAGUGUAUCUUUUUGUCAUGUUCACGCAACUGCAAUAUUUUUAUUAGGAUGAUAUUUUUAUCAUUAUUAGUCCAAUGUUGUAGGAGGCAGCUCAGUUAUGAAGUGCAAAGACAUUCAUGAGGAAACAAAAGCAAAGCAACGAUAAAAUAUUUUUUUUAAAAAUAGGAGCGUUUCAAUUUUAGAGGUUUAAGCCUAAAAAUCUGAAAUCGAACAUGUUUGAGACCAAGCCAAGGUGAAUAAGUGAACUAUCAUUUAUCUUAGCCAGUAUAAAUCUAAUGUGUUUAUAUGAAGUGUAUUGUCUUCAGUGUUUAUUGUAAAUGUUUUUGUAGUGUCCACGAGCAAUGAAACAAGAAUGAAUAUUGCUCUUUAAAAAGUCAAUAUUUAAGUGUUGCGUAGAAAAUGUAUUAUUAUGAGGGGCCAAGCACAGAAAGUUGAAAGGUCAGGAUGCUGAAAGCAUUGAAGCUGUUUCUCAGCAAUACUGUAUGUGACUUUGAUAUUAAAGGGCUGUCGAAGCCACCUAUCGGGCAAAAGUUAUAAGUAAUUCUAUUUAUGGACAGUAAAGUGCUUGACCUUAAAGUCCUAUCAGGAAUGCUAUGUCCAAUCAGAUUUACAAAACGAGUUUUUGUUGCUGUGCCUGGUCCUAUAAUCGCUGCUUGCAGCUAUAUUUAUAAUAAUUAAUAUUGUUAAUACAAUCAGUAAGAUGAGGGAUAUAAGCAAUUAGUCCAUUGUACCCCAUUAGAAAUGGGAUAAAAAUAAUUGAUUGGACCAAAUUUCAAUACCAAAGCGUGUUGUAAAAUUAAGAUCUUCCAUUUCAGGACUCAUAAUGUGUUCACUGAUUAGUAAUCUGUUAACAAAUUCAGUGUGUAUUAAUAUAGAAAAUAUUCCCCUGCAGUUGAGCUUUGAUGACUGCGGUGAACCUGUAACUGCAUUUAACAAUCUGUGUCACAAGAGAGCUAAAGACUAGCUCCAAAUUGUAAAAACCUUAAAAAGUUAUUAUCUAUUAUUGUACUGCAUGUGAAAGUAAAAUGUGAAAUUGUUGUGGUUCUUGUAUACAUUGUAAAAUAUAAUCUUUAGAGGAAAUGCAUUUAUGUAAUUUGCACAACCCUAAUUUGCCACGUUAGAACAUAUUAAAAGUAUGAGUCGAUAGGCCUUAAAGCAGAUGUGUUUUUAUAAGGUUAAUAGUUUUACAGUGUAUUUUGAAAAAAAAAACAACAACAAUAUUGUCCAUUUUCAACAAUAAAGUUUUAAACAUCAA